This is a messenger RNA of Phytophthora sojae, 474 nucleotides long. RefSeq lists its product as hypothetical. The record is from RefSeq and is a predicted model, not a curated record. NCBI's taxonomy places the organism in Eukaryota, Oomycota, Peronosporomycetes, Peronosporales, Peronosporaceae. The annotation marks the transcript as partial. The transcript has a single exon.
AUGCGUGUCCACCGCGCCUUCUUCGCCUGGGCACCCCAGCUACAGCAAGGGCAGGGAGUGUCUGCCCAGGCGAAGGUUUUCGCUCAAGAAGAGCUCGACGGCGCGCAUGAGGCUGCAGUCACCAAGGCAUGGCUCAGCAAUCGCGCCGGCAAGGGCCUGCGCGCGAAGUGGAAAGCGCUAACGCCAGAAGAGAGAGAGAGCUUCUUGCAGAGCACUGCUGACGACACGUUCACUCUGGAAGAAGCGCCCAACGGGGUGCUAGACGAGCGCCAAGAUGGCGCUCGUUACCCACAUCGAGCCCGCGCUGCUAUCACUUCGACUGACUCGCGCGUUGGUAGAACCUGCGACGCCCCAGUUCAAGCGCCCGAGUCGGCGGCCGACCAGGCUCUGGCCAAGCUUCUACGACAGCGCAACCAGCUCUGUGGCUCUGUGGCGCGAGCCGCGAUGUCGGCACAGCUGGCUGCUAUGGCGAUG